GCAAAAAUUCUUCGUUGAGAGCAGAAGCAUGUUGGUGGACAUCGCCACUGCGCUGCACACUUCCACCCAGCGCUCCCAGGUGGUGCAGCCUCUGCUGGAGUCGUCAUGCCGGAGGAUCGAGACGCAGCUGGACUCCCUGAUCGCGUCCCGUCUCCAGGCCCUCGCGUGUGCCAACCCAACACAGACGACGCAACCGAGCGACAGACUUGCCUUGACUUCGCCUUCAUCGCCGGCGAAGAAAACUGAGAGCAACAAAAUUGUAACGUCACCCGUGAGAGGCAGCCAAGUAGCGACACCCACGACCGACUGUCUUGAUGGAUCUAACUCGCCAUCUCCAGAGGAACCCAAACUAUCGACCAGCACGGACUUCUUGCAAGAAGUGAUGAACGUGGUUGAUACAUCUUUAUCCGAGUGCUCCUUAGCCAAUGAUGAACUCCCAAAUGCUGAAGAUAAGGAGCUGCAUGGUACAACUCUUGAGAGAAGAAUGCUCUCGAACUCGGCUCCGUUGAGUCCAGCAUCAAAAAAAUUUCUCGGCAGACUGCGAGACGAGUUCAAGGCAUGAUGACAUACCCUGACUGUGUUGUGUUCAGGAUGCUGCCUGUGAUGUUGGUGGCCUUUCCAUUAGGUUUAACAUUCUUUGAAACUUUAUAGUCAAAUUAAGGAGACCUGCUAAUUUUUAGUGUACAAUAAUUAGAGGUAUGAUGGAACUACUUAUCGCAAUUUAAUUAGCUUUAAGAAGUAGUGUUUAUAGAGUUCAUUAUAAUAUAGGUCUCGAGAAUAUUAUGAAUAAAUUUCUACUUGAUUUA
Messenger RNA from Hyalella azteca, 806 nucleotides. RefSeq lists its product as uncharacterized. The record is from RefSeq and is a predicted model, not a curated record. Lineage: Eukaryota; Metazoa; Arthropoda; Malacostraca; Amphipoda; Hyalellidae. The transcript has 2 exons. The coding region runs from base 29 to 562 and encodes 177 amino acids.